Lolium perenne is the source of this 855-nucleotide messenger RNA. Its product is annotated as probable peroxygenase 5. The record is from RefSeq and is a predicted model, not a curated record. NCBI's taxonomy places the organism in Eukaryota, Viridiplantae, Streptophyta, Magnoliopsida, Poales, Poaceae. Gene Ontology annotation, molecular function: monooxygenase activity; calcium ion binding.
CGCCGGGUAUCACUAUACCACCCAUAAGCUAGCCGUCGAUCGCAAUUCGCAACUGCGUAUCUGACAUUACUCCGUUCAACUAUUCCCCUCUCCAUCGACCAUCGAUCGCCGGAACCACGCAUGGCCUCCAAAUCGGUGGACACAGCAGGGGGCAAGCUGAAGGAGGAGCCGUCCAUGGCGGACGUGUACAACUCCGAGCUGACGCCGCUGCAGCAGCACGCCGCCUUCUUCGACCGGAACAAGGACGGCAUCAUCUACCCCUCGGAGACCUACGAGGGGUUACGCGCGAUCGGGUGCGGAGUCGCGGUGUCUGCCCUCGGCGCCGUCUUCAUCAACAGCUUCGUCGGGCCCAAGACCGUCCCGGAUAAUGUGCAGGCUCCAGCCUUCAAGUUCCCCAUCUAUAUAAAGAAUAUCCAGAAGGGCAAGCAUGGGAGUGAUACAGAUGCUUACGAUACCCAUGGAAGGUUUGUUCCUGAGAAGUUUGAGGAGAUAUUCAAGAAGCAUGCCCACACUAGGCCCGAUGCCCUAACAAGCAAAGAGCUGGAUGAGUUGCUUCAAUCAAACAGGGAGCCCAAAGAUUUAAAAGGACGGGUGGGUGCCUUCGGAGAAUGGAAACUUAUCUACUCACUCUGCAAAGACAAGGAGGGAUAUCUUCACAAGGAUACUGUCAGGGCAAUCUACGAUGGCAGCGUGUUUGUGAAGUUGGAGCAAGAGAGAAUUGAAGCUAAGGAAUUAGUGAAGAAGAAAUAAUGAAAGCUCCAAUGGUACCUAGUAUUUGUAAAUUAUGGUGUGGUUCUGGUCAAGUUUGUUAUCCCGAACUCGUGCUUUAUAGCGAUUUCACAUGUCUUUGUUUUC